AAAGCUGCGCUGGCACAGUUUCCAGAACUCGCACCGGCCCAGCCUGAACUCUGCCUCCCUGGAGAUCAACCGCCAGUCCUCUGCCCAGCUCAACCUGCUCCAGAAAUGCUCCCUGCUCCGUCUCACCGCCAUCAUGGAGAAGUACUCUGUGCCGCACAAGCAAGCCUGGACGUGGACUGUGCCCAAGUUCAUGAAGCGGAGUAAAGGCCCCGACUACAGGGACAAGAUGGUUUUCGGGGUGCCGCCCAUCAUCAACGUCGACAUCGCCUCCGCGGAGGAGAACCAGAUGACCGCUGGGAACCUGGCCGUGUGCCUGGCCCCCUCCAUCUUCCACCUCAAUGUGUCCAAGAAGGAAAGCACCUCACCGAGGNNGAUACAUAAGAGGGGCACCAUGGGGAAGCCUGACCAGAAGGACCUCAACGAGAACAUGGCUGCGACGCAGGGGCUCUCCCACAUGAUCACCGACUGCAAGAAGCUCUUCCAGGUUUCCCACGACAUCUUGCUGCAGCUGAGCAGCUCCUAUAUGGCAGCAGAUGCUUACCCCCAUCCUCUGACAGACUUCGUGUGUGAGGGGGAAAGCAAGGAUUUACACUCCUACUUUGAGCAGAGUGUCCAGAACCUGCUCAAAGAGUCAUCGGAGAAAUUCAAAGGGUGGCUGAGCACCCCGGGGCCCCUGAACACGGAGCUCUCCUGCAAAAAGGUUGGGGACGGGCACCCUCUGCGCUUGUGGAAGGUCUCCACGGAUGUCGAGGCCCCUCCUGCCACAGUGCUGCACCGGGUGCUUCGGGAGCGUCACCUCUGGGACGAGGACCUGCUGCAGAGCAAAGUGGUGGAAGCCCUGGACAAAAACAUGGAGGUCUACCACUACGUCACGGACAGCAUGGCCCCCCACCCACGCAGGGACUGUGUGGUGCUCCGGUGA
Molecule: messenger RNA, 922 nt
Organism: Phaethon lepturus (White-tailed tropicbird)
Lineage: Eukaryota; Metazoa; Chordata; Aves; Phaethontiformes; Phaethontidae
Product: stAR-related lipid transfer protein 8-like
Exons: 6
Biological process (GO): regulation of Rho protein signal transduction; actin cytoskeleton organization
Molecular function (GO): lipid binding; GTPase activator activity
Source: RefSeq, a predicted model, not a curated record